Saccoglossus kowalevskii is the source of this 4860-nucleotide messenger RNA. RefSeq lists its product as uncharacterized. The record is from RefSeq and is a predicted model, not a curated record. NCBI's taxonomy places the organism in Eukaryota, Metazoa, Hemichordata, Enteropneusta, Harrimaniidae.
AUUCUAUGAAGUCACGAAACCGAUAUGCCAUGCAGGAAUACCGUUGGUCGAACAAAAAAUGGACGAGAUGGACCGACGUCCCAUUAGCGACCUUUGUCAUGAUAUUCGUAAUAUUAUCCAGGAUUCGAAAUGGGGCGAGUUGUUUACCUAUUCCACUGUUAGCAUUCUGAGAGACGCCGACAAUCUCAACUGUGAACGGCUCUGUGGCAUCGGACAGCAACUUCACGGUGUGUGUUCUGCCUUGGCUUUCACUGUUGCCGCACGCUCUGGCAAACUAGAAAGCACAGGAAUUCUCCCACCACCACCACCAGUUGUCCCCCAGAUGUCAUCCGAGACUCAACAAGCUUUCCCAACCCAGCAACAGUACAACGACGAUGCCCCACUACCUGUAUACGGUGAUGAUAUAUUAAAAACACCAGAGGAACAUGAUGAUGGUCUCCCCGUUUCUGAUGAGAAUGGUUUUCAGUCAGGUAUGACUCAAAGUGGAGAACAAGGUUUUCAAUCAAAUGCAGUUGGAGGAGAUUCACAAUCCACUUAUGGUGAACAGACAGGUGCACAAACUCCUUAUAUUCCUCUUGAACAAGGUUACCAGCAGGCUCAUGAGGUGGUGUCACCGGUUUCAACUGGAGAUCAACAAGUCCCUCCUGCUUCUGGAGAAAGUGCAUAUGGACAGCCACCUUCCCAAACUGGGUAUGGAGGAGAACAGACUGCAUAUGGACAACCAGCCCAAACAGGAUAUGGUGAUGAUGUAAAGUCUCCUCAAGCUGAUUAUGACCAAGAAGAUCAGACUGAAUAUGGCCAACAACCUGUCCAACCUGAAGGCGUUCAGACUGAAUAUGGUCAACAACUACCCCAACCUGAAAGUGUUCAGACUGAAUAUGGUCAACAACCUGUCCAACCUGAAGGCGUUCAGACUGAAUAUGGUCAACAACUACCCCAACCUGAAAGUGUUCAGACUGAAUAUGGUCAACCUGCUCAAUCCAGAAGUCAUUCUGAAUGAACCUGUUUAUGGUGAAGGAGUUCAGAACGAGUAUGGUCAACCUGCCCAACCUGAAGGUGUUCAGAAUGCAUAUGGUCAACAACCUGCCUAUGGAGAAGCUGUUCAGACUGGAUAUGGUCAACCUGCCCAACCUGAAGGCGUUCAGAAUGAAUAUGGCCAACCUGCCCAACCUGAAGGCGUUCAGAAUGAAUAUGGCCAACCUGCCCAACCUGAAGGCAUUCAAAAUGAAUAUGGUCAACCUGCCCAACCUGAAGGCGUUCAGAAUGAAUAUGGUCAAUCUGCCCAACCUGAAGGCAUUCAGAAUGAAUAUGGUCAACAACUUGUUCAGACUGAAUAUGGUCAGCAAACUGGCUUAAGUGAAGAAGUAAAGACAGGAUAUCAGCAACCUGGUCAAACUAGCUAUGGCGAAGGAGUCCAGAAUGAAUACAUUCAGCAAGCUGCAAAAGAAGAUGGAACUUCUGACACCACUUAUGGACAGGCCUCUCAGCCCAAUGUUGAAACAGGACUUCAGCAACAAAACCUCUUCGGACAGAUUCCUGAGGAAAGUGGCACACAACAGGUUGUUCCACAAAGUGGAGAACAACAGGCUUACCCACAAAGUGGAGAACAACAGGCUUACCCACAAAGUGGAGAACAACAGGCUUACCCACAAAGUGAAGAACAACAGGUUUACCCACAAAGUGGAGAACAACAGGUUUACCCACAAAGUGGAGAACAACAGGUUUACCCACAAAGUGGAGAACAACAGGUUUACCCACAAAGUGGAGAACAACAGGCUUACCCACAAAGUGGAGAACAACAGGUUUACCCACAAAGUGGAGAACAACAGGUUUACCCACAAAGUGGAGAACAACAGGUUUACCCACAAAGUGGAGAACAACAGGUUUACCCACAAAGUGGAGAACAACAGGUUUACCCACAAAGUGGAGAACAACAGGUUUACCCACAAAGUGGAGAACAACAGGUUUACCCACAAAGUGGAGAACAACAACAACAAGGAUUGCAACCACAGGUACCUAACACAGCAAUGCAAUUUCCAGGAGGUGAUGGAGCUGGAACCAUUGCGCCUGAGAAUCAACAGUUUACACAGCCAUUCACAACAGGUGAAGGCAGUUUAGUUGGUGAUAAUGCCAUUGACUCUGAGGAUAGUGAAGCUUCUGAAUCGGAUGCAUCAGAGUCAGACUUUGAUUCCAGUGAAUCUGCUGGUGACAGUUUUAUUGAAGAACUUGAAAAAGAAUUUGAAAACGAAGAUUCUGGUAAAAGUAGUAAACAGUCAAAUUUCCAUACCUACAUCGCUGAAGAAGAGUCAACAAAUCAUCACUUCUUGGCAUAUUCACUCACAGCUAUUAUUCUUGUCAUGGGAGCCUAUGUGCUGUACCACAACAAACAAAAGAUUGUUGCUAUUGUUAUUGAAGGAAGGAAUCGGGCUAAUGAAAGGCGGAAAACAACUAAUGGGACUGAGUACCAAAAGCUUACACAGGAGAUCCCUGAAGCUUAACAAAAUACAGACCUAUUUUGUUCCUUUUUUCUUAGAUUGUUGCUAUAGUUAUUGAAGGUAGACAUCGGCAUGGAAGACGGAGAGGAGGAGAAGAGGAUGGAUACAAGAAGCUUGAACAAAGUGUCAGUGAAGCCAUGCCGACAUUACAGGCCACAAAAACUUCAAAAGAGUAUGUUUUUUAAUUAAGAGUAAAAUGCAUUUUCACAAAGCAGCUGUGAAUAAAGUGAAAGCUUUUGAUAUUUGAUUCAUCAUCUGUGGAUCUUGAUAGAGUAUCAGGAUGGACUUUUUAAAAAUGGGUUUUCAGCUGUAAUAUGUAAACAUAUCAUUUCCAAUACCUACUUAGUUUUAUGUUGGCUUUGGUCUCUUUGACAUUUUUCAUGCCAUAAUAUUUUCAUUUUAUUUUGUGGGUUUCUUUUUUUUGUUUAUAAAAAAUGAAGAGCAUCUGUUUUAAAACAAGAUCAGAUUCCAUCUCAGAUUCUUCAGUUUUUAAGUUGCAAUCUUUAAUGGUUACAUGACUCGCACAGUGCUAUGCUAUUUCUAGUUAUUUACACAAAUAUGCAAGGACGCUAUACUUAGAAGGGAAAUAAAAAUCUUUUAUGCAAAGUCUAUGUAGCAUCUAUGAUUGCCUAUGUCUAUCUUCAAUUUAUCUGCAAUUUAAUGCAUGUACCGGUACCAAUGAAUUGCUGCAAGUAAUAUCAAACCUAUCUUGAUUUAAGGCUGGAAGAGUCGUUACCUGCACAUGCGACAGAUGGCGCGUCAUUGUUUACAUAGUGUCUAUCUAUUAGUCUUGGAUUUAAGCAUGUGUUAUCAUUGCUUAGAGCUCAUUUCCUCUUUAAUCUAAUAAACGCCUUAGCCGAGGUGUUUUCUUGUUUCAUCUUUCAUUGUUUCAAAAGUAUUACUAUGGUAAUGCAUACAUAAAAAUUAAUCCUAAAGUUUAAAUAAAAUGUACAAAAAUUAUGAAAAAGAUUUGAAAAAAAACACUGGGUGGUAAGUUUUGAUAGUAAUAUUUGCAAAUACUAUGUUAUUUUCACCUGAUCUAAUUAAUAAAAAGAAUAUUAUGGUAACUGAUACACAUGCUCUUGGAGUUUUCAAAAGUUUGUUUAUAGUAUUGUAAAGUAGUUUGUAAUUUAUGAAGGGUUUUAUAAAUUAUAUACAAAAUGGACUUCUUUAUUUCUUAUCUUUCAUAUUUCUUGGUGCUAAUUACAAAUUAGAGUGACCUGGGGCUAAACAGACUGUAACGCAUACAAUUUGCUCAUUUUGAAUUUAGAUACAUGUAAAAUAUUACCAAUCUUAUUGUGGUAUUGAACAUUUUGUUGUAUGUAGCUAACAUCUUGAUUUAGCAAAAAUACAGUGUAGCUAAAAUACUAGCUAAAAAAAAGUGUAUGCUUUACAGUAUGAUUUCCCCUACAAUGCAAUACAAACAUGUGCACUGCUCUCUGGAGGCACAUUUUUACAGCAUGUUUAACUAUUUUGGAUAUACUAGAUUUUGUAUGAAAAUAUCUACUUAAAGUGUAUUUUGAUAGUUGUUUCUAUGGAAAUGAGACAUUUUUCAUAUCAGGGUUAUUAAUAAAGUGUAUCUGCAAAUAAUGUAGUUUUAAUUUGGUGUCAACACCAUGACUUGUACUGUUGAUGGUUGAGUCUGUGCCUGGCGUACGUUUUCCUUUACUCUGUAGUUAAGAUAGAAGCCUAUUCUUAAAUGAAAAUUCCCAGAAUUUGUUCAUAAUUCUAUGAAUUGUACUUUGGGCUGAUAUAAACAUGUUGUUUUACAUAGAAUUCGGAGGUCACCACUCUAUUUUAUUUGAGAAAAGAAUGUUAGAAUUCUAGAUAAUGGCCGCCAUUUUGUCAUUGUCAAUACCAUUAGGUCCUAUGUAGGCUUGUGACAGAGUGGAAAAUGACAUAUCGUGAUAUUGCUAUCCUGUAAAAUUUGAUAUUUGAAUAAUUUUCUCAAAAUAUGGAAUUAAAACCACAAAAUAAUGCUGUUUCUGUAAUUAUACAUUGUAAACAAAUUACCAUUAUGUAAUUGAUGCCCAACUUUCACAACUAAUUUGAGUAGGGUUCCACCUUGACAUUUUUGUACCAUAUUUGCUAAAAGUUAAUAAUUUAUUUUGGGCUAAUGACAUAUAUUUGGUGUUUUUGGCAACUGGGUUUGAUUUGCAUCAAUUUACUGACUUCCAGCAAAAGUAUUCUGAAAGUGGUGUACAAUAAUAUCUUUGACCAGUAAUUACACUAAUGUAUUAAAAAAUUGUAGUUAAGUGGACCAAGAAAUGCUUUAAUAUCUUGUGAAAACCAAUAUUUGUGUGAUAAGCUUCACAAAAAUAAUUUUCUGGAUGAAAUAAAAUUAAAUAUUAAUACAAAAAUUAAA